Messenger RNA from Aspergillus niger, 1428 nucleotides. RefSeq lists its product as uncharacterized. Gene Ontology annotation, cellular component: cytosol; nucleus. The transcript is spliced from 2 exons. Lineage: Eukaryota; Fungi; Ascomycota; Eurotiomycetes; Eurotiales; Aspergillaceae. The record is from RefSeq and is a predicted model, not a curated record. Bases 1 to 1428 code for a protein of 475 amino acids. Gene Ontology annotation, molecular function: RNA 7-methylguanosine cap binding; mRNA binding.
AUGGAGGUAGCUAGCGCGCAACAGCCUUCUCUUCAACUAGACGCCUCCAACGCUGCCCCGGUUGCUGACACAAUGGACGCCUCCAUGGAUAUUGACAUGGACAUUGAUCUUGGACCCCUUCCAGAAGCAGAACCAAUUGAGACUGAACAAACUCUCGUGGCAACGACUGCUGUUCAAGAUGGAUCCAUCGACCCUCUUAAUGAGGAGGCACAGUAUGAAAAGGUUCAUAUACGCGGUGUAGAUGAGUUGACGACAGACAACAUCAAACAAUUCGCUGUCGAACACUUCGCCCUUGAGGAGCCAAGCCGCGUUGAAUGGAUCGAUGACACAUCAGCGAACAUCCUAUACUCUUCGCCGGAGGUUGGUCUUCAAGCUCUGUCAGCAUUUACGCAGGUUAGCGAGGAGGAGGAUGCAUCCGCGUUGCCUGCUCUACGGUUGCGAUCCGCGAAGCUCCUCUCUACCCACCCCGACUCUGUGCUCCAGGUUAGGUCAGCUGUCAAAGCGGAUCGCAAAAAGCCUCGUGCGCACGAAGCCAGUCGGUUUUACCUCAUGCACCCUGAACAUGACCCUCGGGAACGCUUGCGACGAGAAUUUGCAGAUAGGCGACGCUCGGGAGGUGGAGACGUCAGUGACGGGGAUUAUAGACGAAGACGGUUUGAUGGUCGAGAACUGCAACGUCGGAGAGACCGUGAUGCAGGCGAGAGCUUCAGUGCCAAUAUGUAUGAUGACACGGUGCCUGCCAGCCGCGACCGCUCGUCGGACCGCAGUCGCGAAAGGCGGGGAAGACGAGGGGGGCGCGAUCUAUUCCCACAGGAAGAAGGACGAUUGUCUGGUCGCCUUCGCAACCGUAGCGCGUCACCCGGUCGAGAUACACUGAUGGAAGGCGGGUAUGCUGAGGACGAUCGGCAGGAUCGCAGACGGUUCCGCGACCGGUCGCCCCAGCUCGGUCGCCGCAAUGAAGGCAAGGAGCUCUUCCCAUCCUCGGGAGCCAAAAGCAGCGAUGCAAAUGCGCGGGAGCUCUUCCCGAACCGAACAGCCAAGGAACUCUUUCCUCAAAAAGUUAGCAAUCAUCGCCGUUCAGACGCGAUCGAUGGCGCAGAUGAGACGGCAGAUCUCUUCUCGCGGAGGAUUUCAGUGCCUCUUGUUGAUGGCAGCCAAGACCAACAACCUGCGCGCCGAAAGCGCGACAUUGAGCUUUUCCCUGAGACGACCGAGACAAGCGGUCUCAACAUCCGCGGGGCAGCAAGGCAGGAUCAGGGAAUGUCGAUUCGUGGUGCGGCAAAUGGCAUCUCAAUCAAAGGACGGGGCGCGUCUGUUCGUGAACUGUUCCCUAAUAAAUACGGUUCCAACGCAGGCAAGGAGUUGUUUUCCGAUAAGAUUGAGGGGCGAGGAGGACCACGACGCAGGGCGGAGGACAUGUUUAGCUGA